Molecule: messenger RNA, 993 nt
Organism: Notolabrus celidotus (New Zealand spotty)
Lineage: Eukaryota; Metazoa; Chordata; Actinopteri; Labriformes; Labridae
Gene: calhm3
Product: calcium homeostasis modulator 3
Exons: 4
Coding region: 1-993 (330 amino acids)
Molecular function (GO): monoatomic cation channel activity
Source: RefSeq, a predicted model, not a curated record
AUGGAGCGUCUGAAGUUGGUCCUGCAGUACUUUCAGUCCAACUCUGAGUCCAUCUCCAACGGUAUCUGUAUUGUCCUGGCCCUGGUCAGCGUGAAGCUGUAUACCAGCUUUGACUUUAACUGCCCCUGCCUCCCACAGUACAACAAGCUGUACUCUCUGGGAGUGAUGAUCGUCCCGCCCAUCAUCCUGUUCUUCCUCGGGGUCCUGGUCAACCGACACACAGGCGUGAUGAUGGACGAGUGGAUGAGACCUGUCGGGAACAGAUCCAAAAACCCUGCUGUGGUCAAGUACCUGUUCUCAGCCAUGAUCCAGAGGGCCCUGCUGGCCCCGAUGGUGUGGAUAUUAGUCACUCUGCUGGAUGGAAAAAUCUUCAUCUGUGCCUUCAGUGCUAGUGUCGACCCUGCACUCUUCUCAGGUCUGCCCAAUAACACAGGUCUGGAUUUGAUCAAAAUCAUGGCCAAAGUUCCCUGUAAGGAGGACGUUAUCUUCAGGAACAGCUCUUUCCGCAAAUCAGUCACCCGUUACGUUCGCUGCUAUUCACAAGCAGUUGGCUGGUCCAUCCUCCUCUUCCUCAUUGUUUUGGGAGCCAUGGGACGCCUCAUCAAACCCUGUUUCGAUGACAACGGCACCAACCUGCAGACACGCUACUGGAGCAACUACCUGGACGUGGAGCAGAAGCUCUUUGAUGAAACCUGCGUCCUGCACGCUCGGGACUUUGCCCGAAAGUGUGUGGUGCAGUUCUUUGAGGACAUGAGGGAGGACACUGUGAUCAGUCUACCCUACCCAACCUUCAUCACACACUCCAGAGAGGAGUGGGAGGAGGAAGAGGAGGAGAGGCUUCACGGGAUAUCAAAGCAGGAGCAGAUGAACCAGGUGCUGACCAAGUGGUACUACGGUAAACCUGAACUGGACGUCACCAGGAUAGCACACAGACCGAGGACGUGUGUCAGCUGGCAGGACAGGGACGGGAGGACUUUAUUCUCUGACGUCUGA